AUUCCUUUUCGAGAUUCUGAUAUAUUAUCAUUUAUCAAAGCCCACUAUUUUUUUUUGAUUAAGUAAGCGCAGUUGUGGGGCCGUGCUUUUUUAGAAAACCAUGCUGAUGUGCUUCUGGACUCUAAUGUGAAAAACGGAAGCAGGAAGUCUUUAACUGAGAAAGGAGAGGUAUUGACCGGUAUAAUUCUUCCCCGAUGGCUGGUUUCGAAGACUUGAGUAGCGAGACCUCUCUUUCCUCAAACUUGUUUAAACUAUAAUUGAUAUACAUAAUGCGUACAUUUAUGCACCCUGUCCAACGAAUAAUUUAUGCUUUUGGGCAUCGUACUUUCUCUCACUUACUACCGAAAAAACAUUUGGCCUGUUCCGUCAUGUCUACUCCGUCCGAUGCGCGAAAUAUGUCUUCAUUCGUUAUAGCUACUGAAUCAUCCGAUAAAGGUAUGAUAAUCCUUAAUCGACCAAAAGCAUUGAAUGCGCUUAAUUUGGAAAUGGUGAGAAAAGUCUACAAACAUUUGAAGAAAUGCGAAUUAUCCAAAUCAAUGGUAAUUAUUAAAGGAGCUGGAGAGAAAGCUUUUUGUGCUGGUGGUGACGUGCGUGCAAUUGUCGAGGCAGGUCCUACUGAAGAUUCAAAGGCAUUCUUUCGGGAAGAAUAUACCUUAAAUGCCCUGAUCGGCAAUUACAUUAUACCUUAUGUUGCUAUUAUCGAUGGUAUUACAAUGGGUGGAGGAGUAGGACUCUCUGUACAUGGGAAAUAUCGUGUGGCAACAGAGCGCACACUAUUCGCAAUGCCAGAAACGGCUAUUGGCCUCUUUCCAGAUGUAGGCGGCUCAUAUUUUCUGCCACGAUUACAAGGGAAACUGGGACUAUUUCUGGGAUUAACAGGAUUUCGUUUAAAAGGGGAGGAUUUAUUAAAAGCAGGAAUAGCAACACAUUACUGUGAGAGCGCGAAAUUGGAGGAUCUUCAAAAUGAUCUACUUAAUUGUAAGGAUGCGGAUACGGUUCAAGAAAUUCUGGAGAAAUAUAACACACCCACGAAAAAGGAAUUUGUACUAAAUGAGGUUAUGGAUAAAAUAAAUACAUGCUUUACAGCCGACUCUGUCGAGGAAAUCUUUGAAAAUUUGAAGAAAGAUGGAAGCGAUUGGGCUAAUAAAACUCUGGAGACGCUUAACAAAGUUUCACCAUUAUCGCUAAAAGUAACAUUUCGACAGCUUAACUUGGGUUCACAGUUGUUACUGCCGCAGUGCUUGAAAAUGGAAUAUCGUAUGGUUGUUCGCCAUUUGGAAGAUAGUGACUUUAAAGAGGGUGUACGAGCUUUACUUAUCGACAAAGAUCAGAAACCUAAAUGGAAUCCUCCCACCUUGGAAUCGGUUACUCAAGAACGUGUUGACUCGUUCUUCCAAAAACUUCCUGACACAGAGGAAUUGAAGGUAUAACAUCGCCUAUUACAAUUUGUAACAAUAAACUAGCGUUUUAUAUUCGUAAAAUAUAAAAAAAUUGAAAAUAACUAAUUAUACUUAAUAUUUGAGAACAACAGUUGUAUUCUCUUGGAACCAACCUACAAAGAACAUUAUAUUUAUAAAUAAGGGAUUCGAGUUUUGCAUAUUAAACAUUAUUCUACUUGAUAAUAUUAAAACUGCUUUAAAAUGAAUUAAAAUGAAUAAAUUAAAAUAUUAAAAUUGAGCAAGAAGCAGGUGCAGAAUGUUUGCAUACCUGGGAAAUUUUAAAACGUUUCAUUAUGACGUUCUUUAUGGGUCGGGCACCAAAGAAUACGGCUAAUGUCAUGCUUUACACAUACAUACAUACAUUCGUAAACCUCGACAACAAAAGUAUAUACAAAGUAAAGAAUGCAUUUAUUUAUAGAUUAGGAUUUUGUACAUUUUAUAAAAAUUUUGUAAUGCAAUGCGUACAAAUAGUAUAAAAAAAUCUGUUUAUUAUUGGACAACAUAGACACAGUCACUGCAAGUUUUGAUUAAUAUAUUAAGACAAUAUUCCAAAAGUGUCAAU
Messenger RNA from Ceratitis capitata (Mediterranean fruit fly), 2001 nucleotides. RefSeq names its product 3-hydroxyisobutyryl-CoA hydrolase, mitochondrial (gene Hibch). The record is from RefSeq and is a predicted model, not a curated record. Gene Ontology annotation, molecular function: 3-hydroxyisobutyryl-CoA hydrolase activity. Bases 270 to 1430 code for a protein of 386 amino acids. Gene Ontology annotation, cellular component: mitochondrion. The transcript is spliced from 3 exons. NCBI's taxonomy places the organism in Eukaryota, Metazoa, Arthropoda, Insecta, Diptera, Tephritidae. Gene Ontology annotation, biological process: L-valine catabolic process.